Molecule: messenger RNA, 1682 nt
Organism: Vidua chalybeata
Lineage: Eukaryota; Metazoa; Chordata; Aves; Passeriformes; Viduidae
Gene: RNF217
Product: ring finger protein 217
Exons: 6
Coding region: 70-1452 (460 amino acids)
Biological process (GO): ubiquitin-dependent protein catabolic process; protein polyubiquitination; positive regulation of proteasomal ubiquitin-dependent protein catabolic process
Cellular component (GO): cytoplasm; ubiquitin ligase complex
Molecular function (GO): ubiquitin conjugating enzyme binding; zinc ion binding; ubiquitin protein ligase activity
Source: RefSeq, a predicted model, not a curated record
GGCUCGGGACCCGGAAGCAGAAGCGGGGCCGGGAGGCGGCUGGAUGGGAAAGAGCGGCGGCGGGCGGCGAUGGGGGAACAGCAGAGCUCGCUGAGCACCCCGCGAGCGGCCGCUGCGCCGCCGAGCCCGGCCGGGGACCCGCGGGAGCCCGGCCCGGACGAGCCACCUUCGCCGCGAGAGGCGGACCCGGGCGGCGGGGCGGCCGGGCCGGGGCGAGGCGGGGAGCUGCUGGCGGCCGCCGCCGGCCCCGAGCGGCGAGGAGCCGAAGAGGAGGCGGAGGCGGCGGCCGGGCCGGAGCAGCCGCCGGGCUCGGGGGAACCGGCGGCCCCGGCGGAGGAGGGGCCGGAGGGAGGCAGCGGUCGCCGCCGCCCCCCCCGGCGGCACGUGUACUGCACCGUCUACUGCGUGGAGAACGACCGGCCGGUGGCGGCCCCCGGCUCCCCCCGCGGCGGCCCGGGCGUGGGGCAGCCCCCCGCGCGGCGCGGGGUGGUGUCGGGCGACGACCCGCUGUCGUCCGGCGGCAGCAUCGAGGUGGUGGACUUGUACCUGCUGCCCGAGCCCUUCUCCGGGCUGAUCGCGGGCGAGUUCGGGCCGCUGCUGCUGCUGAGCUGCCGCGUGUGCCUGGAGGAGAAGCCUAUCAAGCCCCUGUCCUGCUGCAAGAAGGCGGUGUGUGAGGAGUGCCUCCGGCGGUACCUCAGCUCCCAGGUGCAGCUGGGACAAGUGGAUAUAAAAUGCCCCAUCACAGAGUGCAGCGAACACCUGGAUGAAACAACUGUCCUCUAUAACCUGCCCCAUGACGACAUCAUCAAGUAUAAAUACUUCCUGGAACUCAGCCGCAUUGACUCCAGCACCAAGCCAUGCCCUCAGUGCAAGCACUUUACAACCUUCCGGAGGAGAGGCCACAUUCCUACCCCUGCCAAAUUGGAGAACAAAUACAAAAUCCAGUGUCCAUCUUGCCAAUUUGUCUGGUGUUUCAAGUGCCACUCUCCCUGGCAUGAAGGCGUUAACUGCAAAGAAUACAAGAAGGGAGACAAGCUGUUACGUCACUGGGCCAACGAAAUCGAACACGGGCAGAGGAAUGCCCAGAAGUGUCCAAAAUGCAAGAUCCACAUCCAGAGAACCGAAGGGUGUGACCACAUGACCUGUUCACAGUGUAACACUAAUUUCUGUUACCGUUGUGGGGAGAGAUACCGCCAGCUCCGCUUCUUUGGAGACCACACGUCAAACCUCAGUAUCUUUGGAUGCAAAUACCGCUACCUCCCCGAGAGACCACAUUUAAGGAGAUUAGUGCGAGGCUCUGUCUGUGCUGGAAAACUACUCAUUACGCCCCUAAUAUUGGUUCUGGGACUGGCACUGGGAGCCGUAGCUGUUGUAAUAGGUUUAUUUGUGUUUCCUAUCUAUUGCCUUUGUAAAAAGCAGAGGAAAAGGUCACGGACAGGUAUGCCCUGGUGAGGACGGACAUUACUCACCUGAACUGAGCUGGUCCUGCAAGGGCUAUCCAUGUUUUGUGCAACAGAGCAAUACAGUGCUGGUUACAGCAUCAAAGCCACCGCCCUGGAAGAAGGAUGGGGGCUCUCCUGCCAUCUUCCCUCAGCUGAAAACACUACUGCAGACCAGAAAGCCUCUUUGCUCUGGUGCACUCUCAACAAGAUGGGCCCCCUGGCUGCUGCUUUUUAAAUGUU